This is a messenger RNA of Cimex lectularius (bed bug), 1845 nucleotides long. RefSeq lists its product as uncharacterized. The record is from RefSeq and is a predicted model, not a curated record. The coding region runs from base 226 to 810 and encodes 194 amino acids. The transcript has 2 exons. NCBI's taxonomy places the organism in Eukaryota, Metazoa, Arthropoda, Insecta, Hemiptera, Cimicidae.
UCAUUUAAAAAUCUGGAACUCCCGGUGGCCGGCGGUUCACGAAAGAGGCGUUGCGAAAAAUCGAUUGUAAAUAGGAUUAAUAGCCGAGUCUAUCCGGACGAUUACGUAAAUAAGGAACAAUGAGAAUAUUGUGGAAAGAGGGAAAGUAACGGAUAUUGCUCCUUGUGGUCUCCUUUCCGAUUUUUUCGUCUAUUCCUCUAUAAUAAUCACCUGUGAAAAGAUUCAAUGCAAAUUUCAGAUACAGACGCUGAAGACGAUGUAGGGGAGAAUAUGUCCCGGGAUGAGGUGUCAAAAGAAGAACUACCCCAGACGUUUACCGUCAAAUAUCUAGGAUGUCGAGAGGCCAGGGGUCUGUGGGGCAUCAAGCAUACGAGAGGACCGGUCGACUCCCUUGUUUCGGCGGCCAAGAUGCCUGGGGCUACCGCACCUCCGGUCAUGUCGUUGACCGUGACUCCCGAAGGGUGCAGCCUCCACUCCGCCAAUUCUCUGGGAGUCACGAGGAAACCUUUCCCAAUCGAAAUCAUAUCUUACGGGGUGCAGGACCUCCUUUACACCAGGGUCUUCUCGAUGAUCGUCGUGAGGGAUGCUGGCGACCCGAGGAACCCGUUCGAGUGCCACGCUUUCGUCUGCGAGUCGAGGCAGUCGGCGAGGCGUCUCACGUAUUGUCUGGCAGCGGCUUUUCAGGAAUAUUCGAAAAGGGUCCGUUCCGUCGCUCCGAAAGAAAGGGUCUGGGACCCGCCGAAAUUUGCUAUCGACCUGAGAACUCCCGAGGAAAUCGAGGUAGAGAUGCGCAUUGACAGCGAGGCAUGAACUGAAAAGUCAAACAAGCAAAUUUUGCAAAAUGUAAUAAUUCUAAAGUUUUAUUGUUGCUAUAAUUAUCAGUAUUAUAAAUAAGUGAAGUUUAAAGUCAUUUCACGCAUAUUCUAUAUCCGUACGGUUUUCCGUUAUUUUACUAUGCCAUCUCUGCUCGUAACUCUCACAGUCUAUUUAUUUAUAUACAAUAAUUUCAUCUCGGUAAUUUAAAUGAAAUGCCAUCAAUAGUUAAUAGUCCAAAUCCAAAGUCUUAUGAUCUUUAAAUAAAAUAUUAUACUCGUAGCAGCACUCAACCCAGACUCAAAAAUGCGAUAUAGAUUUGUGAUGUUUUCCGUUUCUCCUUCCAAAUAAUAAACAAAAAAUCAAAAAGAAAUGUUUUAUUAUUGAUUGGCAAAACUUUUAUUUUUUGAAUUUUGCCAUUAGUAGUGAUGAAACCAUGAUGGUUUUUAUCUUGCAAUCGUUGUAGUGUUUGACAUAGUUGAUUAUUAAAUAUAAUUUGUUGUAAAAUUUACGGAUAUUUCAACUUGUAUCCACAAUCACAAACAGAAUGUACGUUCUAGUGUUUUUUGUUGAUACAGACAAAAUAGUAAUAAUAUCAUUAAUCAUUUUGAGAAUUCCUACAGCAAGAAGCCCUCUCUAGUCGUAAUUAAAACUACAACUUCUUAUCCCGAUCCAUUGCUUAUCUCAAAACUCUCAGCCUACUAUUUUGUGCUUGUUACCAUUUUUAUAGCGCAAAUCACGUCUGUUUGUAUUUUUGCACUUCACAAGCACUUAAAAAACUGACCAAGUGCCAGUCCUAGCUUAAUUUUUAUUAAUACAUAUUUGAAUUGUUUGUACUUAAGAUAAAAAGUAGAUUUAUAACAAUAAAUUAAAUAUAUAAAUGAUUUAUAUAUAAUACUCCAUAUGUUACUUUAUAUCAUUAUUGUUUCAUAACAAUGUCAAAAGUGUAUAAUAAUGUUGUACAUAUUUGAUUUCGCUUAAAAGCUUAAAUUUAAUAUGCAAUACAAUUUUGUAAGCUUUAAACAAUUUUGC